This is a messenger RNA of Metarhizium robertsii ARSEF 23, 555 nucleotides long. RefSeq lists its product as uncharacterized. The record is from RefSeq and is a predicted model, not a curated record. Bases 1 to 555 code for a protein of 184 amino acids. NCBI's taxonomy places the organism in Eukaryota, Fungi, Ascomycota, Sordariomycetes, Hypocreales, Clavicipitaceae. The transcript has a single exon.
AUGUGUGUUUCGACUUACCUCGUCGGCGAGUUUCUCCCAUGUGAGGCAGCGGCCGCGGCAUUUUCAGCUCACUGCCUGAUCCUCCUAGAUCCCCGAUCAUUCUCGCAGGCGUGCUGUUUCGCUGUGCGUGGUGGACUUGACUGGACUAGUCCUGAUGACAACGUAGGCCCUUGUCAUAAGUGUAAGCAAAGCGGUGAGCCGGGCGGGUCAACUUCGAGGCUUUUGAAGCUGCUAUCGAAUUCAGGGCUUUCGAGGCUUUCAACUGCUAUCGAAUUCGAGGCUUUUGAAGCUGCUAUCGAAGUCGGGGCUUUUGGGGCUUUCGAGGCUUUUCAAGCUGCUAUCGAAUUCAGGGCUUUCGAGGCUUUUCAAGCUGCUAUUGAAGUCGGGGCUUUUGGGGCUUUCGAGGCUUUUCAAGCUGCUAUCGAAUUCAGGGCUUUCGAGGCUUUUCAAGCUGCUAUUGAAGUCGGGGCUUUUGGGGCUUUCGAGGCUUUUCAAGCUGCUAUCGAAUUCAGGGCUUUCGAGGCUUUCAACUGCUAUCGAAUUCGAGGCUUUUGA